This is a messenger RNA of Aspergillus oryzae RIB40, 831 nucleotides long. Its product is annotated as phosphatase PAP2 family protein. The record is from RefSeq and is a predicted model, not a curated record. The transcript has a single exon. Gene Ontology annotation, molecular function: phosphatidate phosphatase activity. Lineage: Eukaryota; Fungi; Ascomycota; Eurotiomycetes; Eurotiales; Aspergillaceae. Bases 1 to 831 code for a protein of 276 amino acids. Gene Ontology annotation, biological process: phospholipid metabolic process.
AUGGUUCUCAGCCUCCUAAUCCCGACCUCGACAAUCACCGCAUCAGUGCAUGGAACGCGUGAAUUAAGCCCCUGGAAGCGCCGUCUCUGGGAAUGGCAUGUAGGCUGGCUCGGUCUGUGCCUCAGUCUUGCUGGCGCCUUUUUCGUCGUCUUAGGACUGAAAGAUAUCGUCGGAAAGCCUCGACCUGAUUUCCUGGCCCGAUGCGACCCCGACCUUUCCAACAUCUCCGCCCAUCUAGCCGGCGGCUUAGGUCUGAGACGCGAAGGAGCCGCAGUUCUAGUCCGCGCCAGUAUCUGUCAGAACACAGACGCUGCUGUUAUCAAAGAUGGAUUUGCAGCUUUCCCAUCGGGACACUCCUCCUUCGCCUGGGCAGGCCUUCUCUAUCUCUCACUCUGGCUCUGCGCUAAAUUUGCAAUCAUCCCGCCGUCUCAUCGUACCGGACACUCCGCACUUACCAGGAACGGACCCCCAGCAUACCCACUAACUUCACGGCCAGCCGCGCCGCCUCUAUAUCUCCUCUUGAUUGCCACCAUUCCUGUUGGUCUUGCCCUUUGCAUCUGUGCGACCCGCUACUCAGACUACAUGCAUGCCGGGUGGGACAUCAUGAGCGCCACUAUAAUUGGAAUCUUCUUCGCGUGUCUCAGCUUCCGGUGGUACCAUACCUUCCCAUCAACGAGGCUUAUAAGUCCUACCGAGGACGGUGGAGGGUGGGCAUUCCCACCACGGUCCAGACCGCACGCUCUUUGGGUGGCGUAUGGUAGUCGAGGAUAUGCCGAAAAUGACAAUAUCAGUGGAUAUGAAGAUUUGGAACUGAGGCCUGUGGGACACUGA